Messenger RNA from Podarcis lilfordi (Lilford's wall lizard), 2948 nucleotides. NCBI's taxonomy places the organism in Eukaryota, Metazoa, Chordata, Lepidosauria, Squamata, Lacertidae. The record is from the annotation of a GenBank genome assembly.
AACUGAUCCCAGCCUCUCCGUGCGCUCCUUGCUGGACCUGGGAAGCCGCUGCCAGCCUGCCGUCUCCGCAGCCUCUCGCAUCUCCGCCGCGGCUCCUGCUCCUCGCCUCCCGAUGCGCCUGGCCGAGAUGAUCAAGAAAAUGGGUCCCAGCGAUUCGGAGCUCAAUAUCCCGGCCAAGAACUGCUACCGGAUGGUCAUUCUGGGCUCGUCCAAAGUGGGCAAGACGGCCAUCGUCUCCCGCUUCCUCACCGGCCGCUUCGACGACCAAUACACGCCCACCAUCGAGGACUUCCACCGCAAGUUCUACAGCAUCCGCGGGGAAGUUUACCAGCUCGACAUCCUCGACACGUCGGGGAACCACCCGUUCCCGGCCAUGAGACGCCUCUCCAUCCUCACAGGUGAGAGGCAGGACGGGGAACACGCGCGCCGAAGGGUUUGGGGUUUGGGGUUGGCUGCAAUAGGCGAAGCGCAUCAGCGCAUCUCAGAAAAAUCAAUACCCCCCAUUUUUACUAUUAAUCUUAGAAUUAGUAAUAGUAUUAAUAGCUCUUCUCUCGGUUUGCCGGCUGUUUUCCAAAUUGUGCAGAUCCUUUAGCUGACGGCAUUGCCUUGCGAGCCAUCCAUCCCCAAAAUACGACGCUGCUCAUGUUUUGGAAAUGGUUUGAGAAUUUGCCGCUCCUGGUCUGUAAACUCAUGGACCAGGCUCAGCGGAUUUGCUGGUGUUUCAAACACCUGUUGAUAGAGGCUGAAGUGCGGAGAGAAAGAGAGAGAGAGCAGAAACUAGCGUGAGAAGCAAAAGCGUUCCUCAGGCAGGCUUCUCUUACUGCCUUUUGCAGUCGGAAUGGCAUUUCAGUGCUGCUGAUGCCCUUUGGAAUCAAUGUGCAUGCAGCCGAAAUGCUUACUUGGAAGUAAAAGUCGCAAUGUGUUCAGUGGGGCUUACUGCUGGGUAAAUGCAUGAAGAUUGUAGCCACCCUAGUGCUUUGCUUUAGUCCUAUCAUCGCUGCUUAUUUAAUGAACGGGGCAGUUUGCAAAACCAAAAUCCAAAACCUUUGCAAUUUUGCAACAACAAUAUCCAAAACCCUUUGCAACUGCCCAGUUCCUUAAAAAUUGAGCAAUGCAAGUUUGAGCUCUUAGCUUUUAUUAUCUGCACAGGUUACAUUGCAACUUAGUUCUGGCUUUUGCAAUCAAUGCCAGAGCAAUCUUUUGAAAGGGAGCAAAGGGGAAACGGGAAGGGAAUUUAUCUGCCAAAAGGAAGGUUACCGGUGAGAUUUUGCUCUCUCCUGUACCAUUUGAAAAUCCUUGCAGGUUUCCCGCAAGAAUGUAGAUUGGCUUGCCACCUUUCCAGCGAAAGGCACACUUCCCAAAUAAACACACUUGCACAAGUAGAUGGAAAAACAUACGGCUUAGAGGGCUUCCAGGCAGAAAGCAGUUCUUCCAAAACACCCAACCACUCCACCUGCUGGCUUGCUUUGGUUUCUCUGGGGCUAGAUGGGUGAGCGCAGGGAAUGCUUUCAAAAACCUACCGAGAUCCUAACCUUGUUUCCCAUCUUCUUCCUUUUCUGCAGGAGACGUCUUUAUUCUGGUGUUCAGCCUGGACAACCGAGACUCCUUCGAGGAGGUGCAACGCCUAAAGCACCAGAUCUUGGAGACCAAGUCUUGCCUGAAGAACAAAACCAAGGAGAACAUCGAUGUUCCCCUGGUCAUCUGCGGGAACAAAGGCGACCGCGACUUCUACCGCGAGGUUGGCCCCCGAGAGAUCGAGCAGCUGGUGGGGCAGGACCCCAAAAAAUGUGCCUACUUCGAGAUCUCUGCCAAGAAGAAUAGCAGCUUGGACCAGAUGUUCCAGGCGCUCUUCACCAUGGCCAAACUGCCUAGCGAAAUGAGCCCAGACCUCCACCGGAAAGUGUCCAUUCAGUACUGUGACCUCUUGCACAAGAAAACUCUCAAAAGCAAAAAGUUUUUGAAGGAAGGAUCAGGAGAUAGUGCCGGAGACGCCUAUGGCAUCGUGGCUCCCUUUGCCCGCCGGCCAAGCGUCCACAGCGACCUCAUGUACAUUCGCGAGAAGACCACCCGGGGAGGGCAGUCGAAGGACAAAGAGCGCUGUGUGAUCAGCUAAGCCUCUCUUGCCUUAAAGACCUUCCCAGCGGAGAUGGGAAGCCUCUUGUUUACUACCAAAAAACUCUUGCCAGCGCUUACGGCAGCGGCAGAAGCGGCAGCAUGCGCCUUCUCUGCCAAGGGCGGCGACGCAGCGCCCAUGCCAAAGGCCACAAUUCCUCCAAGCUCUUUUAAGGGGGCUCUUUUUCCAACGGCUCCCCACGAUUUCGGUUUUUAAGAUUUUGGAGGUGAGCUGGCUUGGGAUUUGCCAGCGGGAGUUCCCUGGCCGAUAGAUGGACUUAAGAACUUGAACGUGGAGAAGAGAGAGACAUUUGCAAGAAAGGGAAAGAAAGAAAAAACUUUGUGGGAAGGAGAAAUGUUUCCCUUCCUGUCUCUCUGCAUUGUAUUUUGUCUUUAAAGUACUGGGGGGGGGGGUUCGAGGGGGGAGGGGAAAAACAGCCAUUAUUGAACUGUGAAGUUACUCUCAAGGCUGUCUCUUUGUGAUGUUUUCUGUGGAGCAACUCCAGAAGAAUUUAACCAUUGUUGCUGCUGAAAAUAACCUGCCAAAACUCUCUAUUGCGCCCCUCAGCCCCAAUGUUUGGGACUAUGAGGGGCUUGUUUUGGGGAGGGGGGGGAGUUGGCUGUUGAAAAGCCGCUUCUUGUUUACAUUCGCCUUUCUCUGUCUUGAUUUUUUCUCUCUCAGAACGAGAAAAUUGCAUUCAAGCAAACAGGCACUUUAUAUGUCGAGCUUUUUCUGGUCCAUGGACUUGAACAAAAUCGCAGCUCAGUGUUUCUUGCGACGAGCUUUGUUAAUAUUUUUUUUCUACAAAAAUAAAACUUUUGAAAAUAAUGAGAAA